Messenger RNA from Melitaea cinxia (Glanville fritillary), 1599 nucleotides. It is a transcript of the gene nAChRbeta2, whose product is annotated as acetylcholine receptor subunit beta-like 2. Gene Ontology annotation, molecular function: acetylcholine-gated monoatomic cation-selective channel activity; transmembrane signaling receptor activity. The coding region runs from base 1 to 1599 and encodes 532 amino acids. Gene Ontology annotation, cellular component: synapse; postsynaptic membrane; neuron projection. The transcript is spliced from 11 exons. Gene Ontology annotation, biological process: monoatomic ion transmembrane transport; nervous system process; signal transduction. Lineage: Eukaryota; Metazoa; Arthropoda; Insecta; Lepidoptera; Nymphalidae. The record is from RefSeq and is a predicted model, not a curated record.
AUGAAGCUGGGAUAUGUGUGGUUGCUUCUUAGUUAUGCUACAAGGUGUUUAGGUGUAAAGCUUCUAGAAGCAAAUCCAGACGUGAAAAGGCUGUAUGAUGAUUUGCUUAGCAAUUACAACCGUCUCAUACGCCCAGUGACUAACGUAAGCGACAUACUGACUGUGAGACUGAGUCUGAAGCUGUCGCAGCUGAUGGAGGUCAAUCUUAAGAACCAGGUCAUGACUACCAACCUUUGGGUUGAGCAGAAAUGGUUUGACUACAAGCUACAAUGGAAUCCAGAUGAUUACGGCGGAGUGGAGAUGUUAUACGUACCUUCGGAACAUAUUUGGCUUCCUGACAUCGUCCUUUACAACAAUUGGGAUGGAAAUUAUGAAGUGACAUUGAUGACAAAAGCGACACUUAAGUUCACAGGCGAAGUGAACUGGAAACCGCCGGCGAUUUACAAAUCGUCUUGUGAAAUUAAUGUUGAGUAUUUCCCAUUUGAUGAGCAAACAUGCUUUAUGAAAUUUGGAUCUUGGACUUAUAAUGGCGCUCAGGUUGAUUUAAAACACAUGGAUCAAUUACCAGGAAGCAGUCUCGUGCAUUUUGGUAUUGAUUUAAGCGAAUUCUAUUUGUCAGUCGAAUGGGACAUUCUUGAGGUACCGGCAACUAGAAAUGAGGAAUUUUAUCCUUGUUGCGUCGAACCAUUUUCAGAUAUAACGUUUAAGUUAACAAUGCGAAGGAAGACACUUUUCUAUACGGUUAACUUGAUAAUACCGUGUGUCGGUUUGACAUUUUUAACCGUUCUCGUAUUUUACUUACCAUCGGAUUCAGGAGAAAAGAUAUCGCUCUGCAUCUCCAUCCUGGUGUCCCUCACUGUGUUCUUCCUUGGUCUGGCCGAGAUCAUCCCGCCAACGUCCUUGGCGAUCCCUUUGCUUGGGAAAUAUCUACUAUUCACAAUGAUUCUCGUCUCGCUCAGCGUUUGGGUCACUGUAUGCAUUGUAAACGUCCAUUUCAGGUCUCCAUCAACCCACACAAUGUCGCCUUGGAUGAAGAAGCUGUUCCUACAGCUGAUGCCGAAGCUCCUUAUGAUGAGGAGGACCAAGUACUCUCUGCCUGACUACGAUGACACCUUCGUUUCUAAUGGAUACACCAAUGAAUUGGAGAUGAGCAGGGACAGUUUGACCGACGCGUUUGGCAGCACCAAGGGUGAUGACGGCGACUACAGGAAAUCCCCCGCACCAGAAGAUGACAUGCUUGGAGCUGGCGUCCAUCAGAGACCUUCAGUGACCGAGUCCGAGAACAUGCUGCCGCGUCACCUGUCCCCCGAAGUGGCCGCCGCUCUGCAGAGCGUACGAUUCAUCGCCCAGCAUAUCAAGGACGCUGAUAAGGAUAACGAGGUUGUCGAAGAUUGGAAAUUCAUGUCAAUGGUCCUUGAUCGAUUCUUCCUGUGGCUCUUCACCAUCGCUUGCUUUGUCGGUACCUUCGGCAUCAUAUUCCAGUCGCCAUCUCUCUACGACACCAGGGUUCCAGUCGACCAGCAGAUGUCUUCAAUACCGAUGCGUAAAAAUAAUUUCUUCUAUCCAAAAGAUAUUGAAACUAUUGGAAUCGUUAGUUAA